Molecule: messenger RNA, 1707 nt
Organism: Lagenorhynchus albirostris (white-beaked dolphin)
Lineage: Eukaryota; Metazoa; Chordata; Mammalia; Artiodactyla; Delphinidae
Gene: MARCO
Product: macrophage receptor with collagenous structure
Exons: 17
Coding region: 1-1656 (551 amino acids)
Cellular component (GO): membrane
Source: RefSeq, a predicted model, not a curated record
AUGAAUGAGUUGUCGCAACACAAUAGCGGGCAGCCUUCCUACGGGGACUGGGUGACCAGCGGUUUUGUUGGGAGUGAAUGCGAGGAGAUUUCUGCUACAAAAGGUUCCCAGAGCCUGGCGAUCCCCAGGCCUAGGGGGCCCCCUGCCCACCCAGGUCCCCACCUGUCCGAGUGGCGGCUCCUGCCUCGAUCCGGCUCGGCGCGGGUCAGGGUCCACACCGCCUGGCCUCGGGAGUGUGCACGCCGGGGUGAGGGCUGGUCCCAGGGCUCUUGUCCCACUGACCCGGGAAGAGGAAGCAGAAGUCCGCGCACCCGGCUCUCGGCGCUCCGGCUCCCGGCCGGCGCCUUCCCGCCGCCCUCCCCGCUGGCCCCGGAGCACGAGCCAGGCCGCGCCCCCCUUUCGUUCUCCGGGGUGCAGCCUCCCGACCCCCUCCCCGGGGAGGCCCCCGGCCCCACCUCCGAGCUCAGACUGGAUCGCGUGCGGAAACCGGAGUGGGGGCCGACCGUGCGGCCGGGCGCCUGCGUGUUUGUAUGUGACUGUGUGUGUGAGAGGCCCCGGGUGGAUCCAAAGCCCAAGAAGAGAAAUGGGAUAAACUGCUUCACGGUCUUGCUGUUCAUCUACCUGAUUCUGCUCACCGCAGGUGCUGGGCUGCUGGUGGUGCAAGUUCUGAAUCUGCAGAAGCGGCUCCAAGCCCUGGAGACGCCCUACAACAAUCAAACGCUGGUCCCUGAGCAUCUCCUGCAGGCCCAGCUCAUCCGCGUCCGCACCAGGCAGGAGCACCUACUACGACUGGUGGACAACUUUACUCGGAUCCCAGGCCCCCCAGGACCCCAAGGUCCACCAGGAAUCAAGGGAGAGGCAGGAAGAAAGGGAGACAUAGGCAUGAAAGGAGACAUGGGGGUCAUGGGACCCCCUGGAGCCCGGGGGCAGAAAGGUGACUCAGGGAUGCCCGGUUCCCCAGGUGUGGCUGGAAUUCCUGGACUCAAAGGAGAUCAAGGACAACCUGGAGCCAAGGGUCUUCCAGGCUUUCCAGGAGCUGCGGGAUCCCCGGGUGCCAAGGGUGAGCCUGGCAACGCUGGUCCCACUGGGCCAAUAGGACCAUCAGGGAGGCCCGGGAGUCCAGGAGCCGAAGGUGUGAAAGGAAGCAAGGGGGACACAGGACUUCAAGGACAGAAAGGAACAAAAGGAGAAUCAGGAGUCCCAGGCCCUACAGGCAUGAAGGGAGAGAUGGGAAGCCCAGGCCUGGUCGGCCUCAAGGGGGCACCUGGACCGGACGGCCGAAAGGGAGAGCCCGGAGCGAAAGGAUCUUCUGGGACGAAAGGAGCAAAGGGAGAAAAAGGUCAAAAAGGCGAAUCCAUGGUAUCCGUCCGGAUUGCUGGCUCUAGGAACCGAGGCCGGGCUGAAAUUUACUAUAAUGGAGUCUGGGGGACAAUUUGCGAUGAUGACUGGGACAAUUCAGAUGCCACCGUCUUCUGCCGCAUGCUGGGUUUCUCUUCAGGAACUGCCGUUUUCAACGUGGGAGCUGGCACUGGGACCAUCUGGCUGGACAACGUUGCGUGUCAAGGGUCGGAAUCGACCCUGUGGAGCUGCAGCAAGAACAGCUGGGGCUCUCACAACUGCAACCACAGUGAGGAUGCGGGUGUGGACUGCAGAUGACCCCACAGGCCAUUCACUGCUCUGCCCCCAAGGCGUCCACAGCCAAGACAC